AUGGCUGACCAAGAAAAAAUUAUAAAGGAAAAAAAAAAGGAAACUGGACAGAUUACAGAAGAUGGUAAUUGCCUCAAAAGAUAUCCAUCAAUAGCCACCAUAUCAUCCUCCGAAUCAGUAGCAACACCUGCAUUUGAUAUUUCAAAGUUACCUGAAAGAGUAAUAGUACAGAUUUUCCAACCCCUAAGUAUCAUUGAUCGGGCAAACUGUGCUCAAGUCAACAAUGCCUGGAGAUCCAUGACACAUUUAAGAUCAUUGUGGAAUGAUAUCAAUUUUUCUUUAGUGUGCCAAAUAGUCAAUGACAGAUAUAUAGGACAAAUAUUACAAAGAUGGCGACCUAAUGUGUUACGUCUGGAUUUCCAUGGAUGUUCUUCUCUUCAGUGGUCUCCCUUUACAUUCAUCAAUCAAUGUAAAAAUUUGCAAGAACUAAAUGUCUCUGAAUGUGUAGGAUUAAAUGACGACGCAAUGAGAUAUGUGUCAGAAGGCUGCCCAGCACUUACCCAUUUGAAUGUAGCUAACACAGAUAUUAGUAACAGAACAUUAAGACUACUAUCAAGAUGUUUCCCCAAUUUACAGAAACUAAGUUUGGCUUACUGCAGGAAAUUCACAGAGAAAGGUUUACUGUACCUGAGUUUAGGCAAAGGAUGCCACAAGAUCACCGAUUUGGACCUUUCAGGUUGUACUCAGAUUUCAGUUCAGGGAUUCAGGGAUAUUGCAAGCAGCUGCACUGGAGUGAAGCACUUGGUUAUCAACGAUAUGCCAACUCUGACGGAUAGUUGUAUAAAAGUUUUAGUGGAAAGGUGCAAAAACAUUACAUCUGUAGUAUUCAUUGGUUCACCACAUCUCUCUGACACUGCUUUUAAAUAUCUUACUGACUGCUCCCUUAGCAAGGUUCGAGUUGAAGGGAAUAAUCGGAUCACUGACUUAACUUUCAAACUUAUGGAUAAAUGUUAUGAAGAUCUUAAUCAUAUUUACAUGACUGACUGUGAGAGGAUUACUGAUGCCAGCCUUAAGUCAAUUGCUAAUUUGAAGAAUCUUGUUGUAUUGAAUUUAACCAAUUGUAUAAGAAUUGGUGAUGCUGGCCUAAGGAGCUUCCUUAGUGGACCUUCAAGCUCAAAACUUAGAGAACUGAAUUUAACUAACUGUGCCCAAAUAAGUGAUCUUGCUCUUGCACAAAUGGGAGAAAGGUGUCGUAGUCUUACCUACUUGAAUUUACGUAGUUGUACACAGUUGACUGAUUGUGGGAUUGAAUUCAUUACAAAGCUUCCCAACUUGAUUUCAAUUGAUCUUUCUGUAACAGCCAUCACUGAUGAGGCUUUGACAUCACUUUCCAGUCAUAAAAAGUUAAAAGAACUUACUGUUUCUGGAUGUGAAUUUAUCACGGAUUCAGGGAUCAAGGAAUUCUGUCAGUUGACACCAAUUUUGGAACAUUUAGAUGUCUCUUACUGCCUCAAGCUUUCUGGAGAAGUUUUGAAAGCACUGUCCAGUAAAUGCUUUAGGCUUACAUCCCUCAACAUUGCUGGCUGUCCAAAGAUGAAUGACUUGGCCAUAAGGAUUUUGAGCAAAAAAUGCCAUUACCUUCACAUCUUGGAUGUCUCUGGAUGUGUACACCUUACUGACAAAGCCAUUGAAUACCUUCUGGAAGGCUGCAAACAGCUUCGGGUCUUGAAGAUGAGAUUCUGCAGGCGGAUUUCCAGGUAGGAUAUUAAAGUUUUCUGUGUCAAAACCUCUGGUGCAUGGAGAAAUACUGACAUAGAUUAACAUAAUACUUUCUGUGCACAGUAACAUUCAGAAUUUCUUUUGUUGCAUACAUAGAUUGGUUUGCUAGUUGG
Molecule: messenger RNA, 1832 nt
Organism: Dromiciops gliroides (monito del monte)
Lineage: Eukaryota; Metazoa; Chordata; Mammalia; Microbiotheria; Microbiotheriidae
Gene: FBXL13
Product: F-box and leucine rich repeat protein 13
Exons: 14
Coding region: 1-1701 (566 amino acids)
Biological process (GO): SCF-dependent proteasomal ubiquitin-dependent protein catabolic process
Cellular component (GO): SCF ubiquitin ligase complex
Molecular function (GO): protein binding
Source: RefSeq, a predicted model, not a curated record